GCCAGAAAGCCUUGACGCUCUAGCCCGCCACGCUCUCGCUGCCUAGCCGCCAGGGCGGAGACAGCGCUGUAAUCCGCGGCUUUUCCUUGCGUCUCUCCUCUUCCCCAGGAAUAUCUACCAUCAGUCACGUCAUGGACCUCGCCGGCACCUGCUCCACCUUCCAGUCGGACCUUGAUUUCUGCCCGGACUGCGGCUCGGUACUGCCUCUGCCCGGGGUUCAGGAUACGGUCACCUGUACUCGCUGUGGCUUCUCCAUCAACGUGCGGGAUUUCGAAGGAAAGGUUGUGAAAACUUCGUUUGUGUUCCACAAACUGGGGACAACCGUGCCUUCGUUGGUGGAGGAAGGACCAGAGUUCCAGGGACCUGUGAUUGACAGACGCUGCUCCCGAUGUGGUCAUGAGGGAAUGGCAUACCAUACCAGACAGAUGCGUUCAGCUGACGAAGGGCAGACUGUCUUCUACACCUGUACCAACUGCAAGUUCCAGGAGAAGGAGGACUCUUGAUCUUUUUUUUUUUCUGGGCUACUCAACAAUUUCUCCCUCCCUCUCCUCUUCCUUGGAAGAUGAAGAAUAUUGGGUCCUUAGAUAUGCUGUCCAUGACCUUUGGUUGCAGUAUCUUGUUCUCAGAAGGAGAAUCAGAUCAUGUGGGAAUUACCGUUGCCCUCAGAGCACUCCUAUCCCUAGUUUAUUUAUUAAAGUUAUAUGUCGGAGUCUUCUAGAGAAAUAUGUAUGCUAUUUAUAAUCCGCCUUAUUUCAAAAGGAAUUUAAAUGAGUUUACAGAGAUAAAUCUGUUCUUUCAGCAAAUAUAUCAACUACAGAAAAAUAAUAUAAAUUAAUAAUACAUGACAACAAAAACAAACAAAAAACACAAGGACAAAAAAUGGAGCCAGAAAUGAUGGUAAUAUAAAAAAGCAAUUAUAAGUAUUCCCUCACUAUAGAAAUCUAUUUGGUUACUGAGUUUAGGAAAACAAUAGUGAAGUUUGGACAGUGAGCAGUUCAACCAAAAAUUUAAAUCUAUUUGGUGUAUAAGUUUGGGCAACAAAUUCGAUACCAAGGAAUACCAGUGUAUACUUCUGAGAGUGAACAAGAAAUUACUUAAAUGGAAUUUUUUUUUAUUUUACUGCUGCGGUGCAGUAAAUUACUUAAUGUGGCCCUUCUAGCCAUAGUCUUUAUGACUCUUAUACAGUGAUUGGGUGGGACUAUGCAAAUAAGGUG
Trichechus manatus latirostris (Florida manatee) is the source of this 1214-nucleotide messenger RNA. RefSeq names its product RNA polymerase I subunit H (gene POLR1H). Gene Ontology annotation, cellular component: RNA polymerase I complex. Gene Ontology annotation, molecular function: nucleic acid binding; zinc ion binding. Bases 132 to 503 code for a protein of 123 amino acids. NCBI's taxonomy places the organism in Eukaryota, Metazoa, Chordata, Mammalia, Sirenia, Trichechidae. The transcript has 5 exons. The record is from RefSeq and is a predicted model, not a curated record. Gene Ontology annotation, biological process: termination of RNA polymerase I transcription; DNA-templated transcription.